AUGAGCGCUCCAUUCAUGCUUAUCGGUAUGUCCCGUCUCUGUCUGGCCUUUGAAGACUCACUGAAGGCUGGUCCUUCUUUGUUGAUCCCUGCACCAGGUACCGAUGUGGGGCAUCAUGCACCCAGCAUGGUCAACCAACCCUCUGUGGCCCCUCUCUAUGCUGCACAGUACGGGGUACCCUCACUGGUUCUUGCGAGGCAAUCAACAACUUUAGUGAGCAUAACAGGGCCGCAUCAUAUUCUUCCAUCCCCAUUUUUCCGUCUACAAUGUCGACCACAUGUCCCGCAUCCUCCUGCGGUCUUUUUCUCCAUCUUUGGGCUCGUUCCUGCAGCUGCCUGGGGUCGCGCCCAUCCUCAGUUUGGGUGUGGCGUGGUGUGGUGGUGGUGCUGCUCUGCACGCAACCCAGGUGAUCAGUCCUUCGCAAACCCUACAUUUUUUAAUGAUGCCCGUGCCACAUCGGGAAAGUUACUAAAGCCCAGCUUCGCUAGAAUUGAGGAGUUGUGUGAAGGUGGAAGCAGCACACCCAGCACUCCACAUAGCCAUGAUUAUGAGCCGUGCCUCGGUGGCCAAUCCCAUGGCCAAGGCGCCCCCGUAUACAGUUGCGGGUGCUACCGUCGCACGAAAGUUGAACCUGCACUUGCACUCGCAGAUGCACUCGCAGAUGUAUCCAAACACCAGGAACUUGAACGGGAUGUCGAUAGUUUGACCACACAAGUUGGAGGCCGUAGCAGUGACUCGGAAAUUCGGCCCCUGAAGCACAAGAGGUCAACGAUGGCCUCUGAGUCUGACUCCGUGGGAGGAACGACACCACACCGCUUUGGGCGAAACCUGACCAAUGUCCAACGCGCUCAAUCAGUCCCAGCACUUGAAGCGCCAAAGCUACUUAAUGUUGUGAAAUGCCUCGAAGCUGCCAUUGACAGGCAAACAGAAGUGCUGUCCAAGAUUCAUCGCAUUCUGGAGGGCAGUGCCAAGUAA
This is a messenger RNA of Suillus plorans, 975 nucleotides long. RefSeq lists its product as uncharacterized. NCBI's taxonomy places the organism in Eukaryota, Fungi, Basidiomycota, Agaricomycetes, Boletales, Suillaceae. The transcript has 7 exons. The record is from RefSeq and is a predicted model, not a curated record. The coding region runs from base 1 to 975 and encodes 324 amino acids.